AUGUCUUGGCUACCAUCAGAUAUUCUCGACGAAAUUUUCCAACAUCUUGCUGCGCUCGGCAAUCCAUUCGAUCAACACUCACCAGAAAUUUACAAUAAUUUAUACACGUGCAUAUUAGUAAACAAACAAUGGUGCAAUAUAGCUAUUCCACAUCUAUGGCGUCAUCCAUUCACAUCGGUUCGAUCUCACGUUCAAUACAAAAUUCUAAAAAUAUAUUUAUCGCUUCUAGACAAAUCCAAACAAGAAAAAAUAAAAAAUGAACUAGGCUUCAAAUUCUCUUAUCUAUCUACUCCAACUUUUAAUUAUGCUUCCUUUUUAAGACAUUUAGAUUACGCUGAAUUGAUUUCAGCUAUUAGAAGUUUUCAUUUCAUUUCAAUGGAGGACGAAAUUUUUGAAGAGAAUAUAAUUUUUAUGAUUUUUGAUCUGAUUCGAGAAUUAUUUGUGACGUCUGGUUCUAGAUUAAUUAGUUUGAGAGUUACGCUUUGUGAUAGUUUAGAGUGUCUUGCGGGAUUUUAUGAUCCGAAUUUUCGUAAUUGGAUUUCAGGAAUCCAUAAUUUAUAUGUUGUUGGUUUAAACGAGGAGACGUGUCCUAGUUUGCAGAUUUUAGCGAAAGAUUGCAAAUAUUUGAGAAAUUUAAGUAUAAGCGCAUGGCAUUUCGAAACAAACAACAAGUCUCAAAUUUUAGAAGAUUACAUAGUCGAUUUUCUAAACUCCCAACGAAAUCUUAAAAAUCUCUCAAUUUUCAGUUGCAGCGGGAUCACGCAAUUAAUAAUGCAAGCUUUAAAAUCGUGCUCAUCCUCACUCGAGCAUUUAUCAUUGGAGAACCUUGAUUUUGACAGAUGCACAAAAUGGGAUAACUUCAAUACAUUUAACAAUCUUAAUAAAUUAACGAUAUUGGAUUGUUUUAAUCUGCCACCGGAGAUGGUUCAUGCUUUACUCAAUUGCAAGUUUUCAAAGCUAUGGCGAGUCAACUUGCAAGAAAAAUCAAGCUUGUUUUUGUAUCCUGAGGAGUUGUUGAAUUGGGCGAAUCGCGUGAAUGCCAUGAAUCCUGAAUUCAAUAAUUUACGACAAAUUGAAGAUUCUGAUCCAAGAGUAUGG
Messenger RNA from Ambispora gerdemannii, 1098 nucleotides. Lineage: Eukaryota; Fungi; Glomeromycota; Glomeromycetes; Archaeosporales; Ambisporaceae. The record is from the annotation of a GenBank genome assembly.